CCUCCGAAGGGACAGUACCGUUGUAUGACCGUCGGUUUUUUGCGAGCGCGUUAUUGUUUUAUGUGAGAAGACACUCUUCCUUGAGGGAAUCGAUCACCAUUUGGCUAAUGUUAUUUGGGGUAGAGAGGAGGGAAAUCGAAGGGAAUUUUAUAAAAUAAAAAGCGAGACGAAUUUCGUGUAGGUGUGUUUAUGUGUGCCAGACGCUUCCACUAAUCGUCAUUUUGUCUAUUGUUCAUCAGUAGUGUUAGAAGAAUAAUAUCGAUCACUUUUAUCAUCUCCAUCAAUGAAUGGAUCCGCGCCCUCACCGAUUGUCUUCAGUAUAGCACAAAGUACUGCCACUAGUGUGAGUGAUUAUUGUGUGUGAAGAGCAACAGCAACAACAUCAGGAAAAGAGAGUGUGGGAGAUUGAUUGUGAGUGUCGGGCCAUCACUGCCUGCGAUAGAAAUUUUCAGUUCAGUGAAUUUGAUACUCAUCCGCCGCCGUCGACGGCUUCGUAUAGUUUAGGGGCAUCGCUGUAAGCACUCGCCGCGCGCUUUUACAUGUGUUCGUUUGAAUGAUUUUAUGCUGCUGCUGCUGCUGCCCUCCGCAACAUAUCAGCGCGCGGCCCUCUAAUGCCUAUUAUAUAAGAGAAAGAGCACAGCAAUUGGAAGCGGGUGAACGGUGGAAAAGAGGUGUGUUCCCUCAGGGAAAUCAUCAUCGCAGGACGGAACGGGAUACGGGAGAGAGAUUCGUUGGCUGAAGGCCCGUCGAGUCCGACCGACCUUCUGUGUGGUGUGCGUUAAAGAACGGCCAAGGGUCGAUAGGAGGACGUGAAGGGCGAGAGCUGCUUUCUGGAGUGUCCGCGUUCUCUCGGUAGUGUUUGUUACGUUGUCGCCCUCCCGGAUUUGGCCCUUGUUCGGGAAUAAAAGACUCCUCGCGUUGCGCUCUGUUCCGUGUGUUUGUGCCCUCAGCAUACAAUUCCCUGAACCGUCAGCCAGCAGCAUAAACGGCCGCCACACGGGUUCUAUGCGCGCGCGUUCCCGUGUUUGUGUACGUGACGCAAGAGCCCAACAUCAUCCAGGAAAAGAAGAAAACGCACACCCAAAACCCAUCCAGAGUGCACGGUAGGGAAGAAAAUUUUAUGUUGGCCCGUCAACCAUCGCCACAGAAAAUUAAUGCUUUUUCCUCCAUACGACCAAGAUAUUGAAUGCUUCCUGGAAAUUGGUCACGAUCGCGUUCUCGGUAUCGCCAUCAAACUGCAGAACGACUUCCGGUGCUCGGUUCGAUCGGAUUCGCGACGGAAGUGAGACGGCGAAGGUGGUGUGCAGAGCAGUCUGUGCCGUCAAAAUUCGUGGAAGUGCCAAUUCCAAGAAGUGAGAAUCGGGAAAAGAAGGAUACAUCCGCGCGAAGACACCGUUUUGUAGGGAUUACCUCUGUACUAGAAGAGUGUCUCACAGUGAAAAACACAAGGAUCGAUAUUCAACUUUUGUUUUGUGUUUGAAUCGAAAAAGUGUUGAACGGCACGUGUGCCGAUAAUCUAGAAAGAGGGCACAACAAUAUGGAUUACCUCCGGAUGCUGUGGUGAACGUCCCCCAUCCCCCCUCGGUGAAGCUGAUAAACUCCAAUUCCAAAUUUUGAAGCUCGGGAGCUUCUAAGACCAAUGUAGGAAGAUGAAUGGCAGCAACGGAACGAUCCUAGGUUAAGUCCGGCAGUUCAAUGCAGCAUCAAUCGCUGUCUGUGCGAAACAGCAGCGGAAUCAGUGGCAACAGGGACGAGAACUUUCCGUCAGUCCGGUCCUCGAAAGUCACCGUCAAAACGGCUUCCAUAAGCGCAAAGAUGGCCCCUCAUACGCAGGGUUCAAAUCUAACGAUCAAACAGCAAUAUCAACCCCACCAGUGGCCAUGGAACACAAGCAACAACACCAACGCUACCAAUAGCAAUAAUGUCCAAUCAAAUAACAACUCAAGCACAGCCACUAGCAAUAGUUCUACCAACAGUAACAAUUCACCUGCAGUCAAUACUCCGACGACGCAAAAUCAAUCACAACCCACUACACAGCAAUCGAACACUGCCUUGGUUGCGGCAGCCGCAGCUGGAACCCUCUCGGUAACUGCGGUCAACAAGCUGAAGCGCUUACAACCGACGACCCACUCGGAGGCCAGCACCAACACUAGAAGCAAUAGCACCAACACCAUUGCCAGCGGUGCCAAGCGAAUACGAACCACCAAUGUGGAGAAGGUUAACAAAUCGGUCGGCACCAAUACGACAGGCCUUUCGGGACCGCCAGGACUAGUGGCAGUUGGUUCGAGUCUGACAACCUCUGCCGCAAAUGCAACCACUACCAAAAAACUCACCCAGAUGGCAAUCGUCGCCGCCAGCAACACCAGCCAUCACCAUCAGCAGAUCUCAACCGCCGGUACGACGACGACCACUAUUACGAAGAACGCGAAAAACUUCACUGCCAGCGGAAAUGCCGACCUCUGCAACGCGAACAAGAUAACAGGUUACUUCAAGUCCCAAAUGAAAACCACCAACACAUUUAAUAAUCUUAAGAAAAAUAUUAAAACUAUAGCGGGACGAGCCACUACGUUGAAGACGACAACGGCCUCCUCCACGACGACGGCAACAGCGGAAGCAGAAGCAGAAAUCACCACUACCACCGAACUGAUGACAACAACAUCCACGGUGCUGCAGCAGAAAAGUAUCAUCAAGACCGGCCCGGUCAAAACCUCCAACGCGGCCAGCUUAGAGAAAUACCUCAACCUCCUACAGCAACAGCAAGCAACCUCCAUAACUCCAGCUACUACGCUGAAGAAGGUCGAACGAAAGACUGCGCGAAUAGCACCAACAGUGUCGCUUACCCGCAAAGUUAGUCACUCACCUCAGGGAGGUCUCGGAGUUGGACAACCCAAAAAGCCGGUCACAAUUGCACCUCGAACUUCCGAUCCCAAGUUGAGCAUCAACUACAACCAACAGAUGGUUGCCACGACCGCCACCUCCGCUAUUUCAACCGGCAAUCAACUCAUCAAACAGCAGGAUCAACAGUUGGUUAAGUCACCUCAAUCAACCGUCUUGCUCACCACCAUACGAAUUCCCCAACAACAGCAGCAGCAUCAACAGUCCACUCAAACGCAACAACAAACCAGUCAAAAUCAGUCACAGCCACAGCAGAAUCAAACACAGGCUCAACUUCAAGCACAACAACAGUUCAAACAGGUUGUUCAACAGCAACUCCAACUGAGUAGUCCUCCCCGGACGCCAACCAAGCUAGGCUCGGCUGUGUUCCAGUUUCAUCCGCAAACGACCACCGUCAUGCCAAAUCUGGUACAGAUACCGAAUCUCGUACCAACCCAACCGGUUUCGUCGGCGGCUGCCAAACUGAACGCCCCGGUAGUCGCAUCCUCAACUACCAGCAGUCCAACCACUGCCAAUCUGGUGAUGAACAACGCCACACAUGGACUGACGGCCACCAGACUGAACAACGGAACCACACAGCUUUACAUGAAUGGUGCUGUCAUCAAGCUGCACCAAAUUCAGCAGCAACAGCAGCAGGCAAUUGGCACUGCAGGACAGCAAGCACCAACCCCACAGCAGAGCCUGCCCAUGGAUUCGGCGACAGUCAGCAUGGGUCUCAAUGGUCUACUCACCAAGUCUGCAACUUUAUCGACUGCAGCUAGCACCAUCAGCACAAAUCAACCCGCACAUCAGGCCAAAGCGUUCACCCUCCACGCUCAAAAACCAACUCAGCUUUACCAACAGGCGAACACAUCUACGGCUACGGCCUACACCCCACAGCCGUUCUUCAUGGCUCCUAGUGGACAAAUCCUCCUCAACACAGCCGCUCUCCCCACCAUGCUGACUUCCGCGAGUCUUCAACAAGCCCUGGUACAAGCGGCUCAAGCCAACAUCCCAGCGCUGCAUCCACUUCAACCCAGUCAACCUCAAUCAACUCAGUUACCAAAUAUCACUGCCAUCAUCCAGCAGCAACAACAACAGCAGCAACAGCAACAAAUGCUGCCAAAUUUCCACCAAUUGCUGGCCAACAUCCCACAAGCGGUGCUCCAAAACCUGCAAUCAACAACCAAACUCGGUCAAACACCUCAGUUCGUUCCUAUUCCCUCAAAUCUAUUCCUUAACCCGCAAAACCCCGUCUACACCAGCAGUCCGUCCUCAUCAUCCUUCACUUCCCCAAUUACCAUUUCAACGUCGACGCUCCCCUCCGGAUCAACCACCAUCUCACAGCCCCUCUCCCCACCGCCCCUCGUGGCAACGGUACCAACCUACACCACCACUGCCAAACCCAUCAUGAAUACCUUGAACAAUCAGAAGAUCAUCAUAGCUUCUGCUACUAGCACCACUUCCUCCAAACCACCGCCGCCGAUCAAGCCGAUCUCCAGCACCGAACCUCCCAAACUAGUUCCAGUGCAGUUGAACAAACCGUCGAUCUCAAUCACCCCCGUCAUAUCGAAUCCUCCCAAACUAGUCCCACCAUCCGCUCCGAUUCCGAAGCUUGUGCUAUCGGCAUCAGUUGCAACCAAAGCCACAUCCACCACCCCCAUCAAGGACAAACCAAAACCCAAUCUACCCAUGUCUGAGCCGCCAGCAUUAGCUCCGGCGUCCUGCACUCCGCCUCUUCUGACUGCGCCGGCACCGCUUCCGGUAGCAUCCGUUCCAUCGCCCGUCCUCUCUCCGCGGGCCAUAGACAACAAGUCACCGCCAGCUCUCAACCCACUGAGUCUGGACUGCGGCAGUAGCAACGACAGUGGCAUCGUUGCCAACUCCAGCGACACCGAGGACAAAUCCCUCACAAUCGACCUCUGCUCGCCGGGAUCUCCCGACUCCACGCCGCAGAAAAAGGACGAGGAAUCUCGCCAAGAGUCGACACCAUCACCAGUCCCAUCACCGUCACCAUUAUCUGAACCUCCAGUCAUUCCUGCCGAAUCAGAACCUGAACCGGAGCCGGAGCCGGAGCUGGAACCAGAGCCGGAGAUGGAACCCGAACCGGAAACAGAACCGGAGCCAGAGGUAGAACCAGAGCCGGAAGAUGAGCCCCAUCUCGAAGAACCAAAAAUUGACGAGUCCUCUGAAGCCGUUGAGCUUCCCGAACUGGAGGACCCGCAACCAUCCCCUCCAUUGCCUUGCGAGCUACCACCACCUCCGACUAUCGAAACCGACCUACUGGACACCCUCAGCCUACCUCCCAGCCAAAAAUCCCCCAAGAGCUUACUCCUGGAGCAAAUCAAGCUCAAGCUACCGGAUCAACCGGACGACCAACCGCAAGAAUCGAUGUCCUCCGAUCAGGACUACAGCAACCAAAGCCCGCUGGAUGAAUCCAGCCCUACUGGAUCGGCCGAACCGUCCGAAUCUCAAAGGUCCACUACGCCGGUCGACAUGUCGCCUCCGAGCAUAGAAACCGAUUUCCUAAACACCCCCCAGAUGACGGAGAGUGCGAAGAGCCCCAUCCUGUCGCAGCCAAAAACCAUCCGCUUCCCAGCCCAGAAUGGAGUGCACCACAACUUUGGCCGAAAAGGUUUCCGGCGUCUGUCGGACGGCCGGUUGUUCGGGGUGUGCUAUUGGAGCAACUGUGACGCCCAGUUCGACACCAGCUCAAAGCUGUUGGACCAUCUGCAGAUCCAGCACGUCAACACCCAGACGGGACCGUUCGCUUGCCUCUGGGAUGGCUGCAAGGUGCACAACAAGGAGUCGUGCAGUCGACGCUGGUUGGAACGGCACGUCCUGUCGCACGGCGGUUCCAAACCACACAAAUGUAUUGUGGCCGGGUGCGGGAUGCGGUUCGGAUCCCAGCUUGCACUGGAGAAGCACGUCAAUCAUCACUUCAACAACACGGAUAACGCCAGCGCAGGCAAACGAUCAUCGGAUCCACCCCUUCCCAAGGUUCUUCGCAAGACUGGCAAAAAGCUACGAUAUCGACGUCAACCGUGGUCAGCUCGACGGUUUGACUUUUUCGAUAUCGGAGUGAUGGAAGGGCUGCAGCACAGACUGAUCAUGGCCGGCAGUGUGGCCAGUGCUCGUCGGGGCACGGUGACGUUCCGGGGACAGGCCGCAGGACGGCGGGUCACCGGAUUUGGAGCGGAGGUGUUUGUCAAGUGGUACCCGCGGGAAAUCAUCUCCGACGAUUGGAUCCCGGAGGCGGAAGUCACCUCAACGAGAGAGAUCUCAAUCUACGAGCUCAAUCCGGACCAGAGGUUCGAGCUGGAAGCGCAACUGAAGACCAAUCGGAAGGCCAAUGCAGAGUUGCUUUUCUGCCUACACGAGCUCAACCUGAAGCUGCAGGCGGAAGCAUCGUCGACCUCGUGCAGCCGAAGUAGCUUCAGUAGCAGCAGCAGUAGUAGCUCGUCCAGUGGAUGCAGCAGUGCAAGUAGCAGCCUCAUCAGCACCCCCAUCCCGUUCAACUCCCGAACGGAGCCGAAGAAGCUCCGGAAACCUCCCAAGCAGUCGUACCAACCGUCGUCGUCCGGUACGACGUCUUCCCUGUCGUCGGUGCUCUCGUCUUCGGCAUCUUCUCUGCUCUCGAACGAGAACAGCAGCAGUAGCAGCAGCAGCAGCAGUAGUAGUAGCAGCUCGUCGUCAACUUCCUGACCGACGGUGGCCGCGCCAGCCAUGGGCACACCCCGUGGUCCCACUUCGCUGGCCAUGGCUAUGCUGUCCGGUUCCCUUGCGCAGAAACGGACGCGCAAGGCACUCAGCUGCAUUCGCCGGCGUGCAACAACAACUAAAAUGCAACAGCUUGACCAGCCCAAGGGUUCGCCUCCCAAAGCGGCCAAGCAGUAGUUUCUAAGGCAAGGUACUCAGGUACCCCCACCCCCAAUUGUGUAUAGAAUGUAACGAAAUGAGGUUUCCUUCCUGCGAGGUUGCGAGCAGAGUUCAGGAGCGAUAGAAUCGAUCACUGCGUGUACAUAGAAGAAAAGGGAAAAUUUUGAUUUUCCUGGGCGUUCCUGAAGAUUGAGGCAACCGAACAGCGCAAACUGCCGCCGCCAUCAAUGAUUUCGAUCCUUCCGUUCUUAUUUUUACUUGGGUAAGAACACACGUGUUAGUGCUUAGUUACGCAAAAGUUUGUGUGAUUCGUUUAGGUAAAUAUUUUUUAUACAUGUAAUGGAAGUCAUAGCCGAGGUGGAAACAAUAUUUAAAUAUUUAGUUGUAACGAAAAUCAGGGGAGCUAACUUAACGGCUAAGGGCACGUGGUGAGCGAACGCUCACCAGUGUUACACUCCCGCGCAAACGAGCAGAUGAUGUGCAUUUUUAAGUAAGUCAAUCGGUUUUUUUAGAUAAAUUUUUCGCUUUUUCGAAAUGGUUUAGCGAGAGGCACACACACGGUGAGAGAAGUAUCACGAAUUAUGGAAUUAAACACAUAUAGAGUCAAGUGGGGGCGUGAAUUAGUUGAUCUCAAUGAACGUAUAAAAGUUUCGGUAACAGAAAAACAGUAAAAAUCAAGAAUCGUGGUAUAGUAAUAUAAUUUUAGAAAUACGUUUCUUUAUUUCGAGCGAGAA
Molecule: messenger RNA, 7487 nt
Organism: Aedes aegypti (yellow fever mosquito)
Lineage: Eukaryota; Metazoa; Arthropoda; Insecta; Diptera; Culicidae
Gene: jing
Product: zinc finger protein jing homolog
Exons: 5
Coding region: 1696-6579 (1627 amino acids)
Biological process (GO): regulation of transcription by RNA polymerase II
Cellular component (GO): ESC/E(Z) complex
Source: RefSeq, a predicted model, not a curated record